AUGGCUGAGGUUCAAUUGUUCGGAAAAUGGUCGUUCAGUGACGUCCAAUGUCAAGAUAUCUCCUUGCAAGAUUACAUUUGCAUUAAGAAGCAAACUUUCUUGCCACACAGCGCUGGUCGUUGGACUAAGGUUAGAUUCAGAAAGUCUCAAUGCCCAAUCGUUGAGCGUCUCGCUUGUUCAAUGAUGAUGUUUGGUCGUAAUGCCGGUAAGAAGUUGAUGGCCGUCCGUAUCAUCGAAAAGGCCUUCGAACUCAUCUACUUGUUGACCGACAAGAACCCACUCCAAGUUUUGGUCGAUGCCAUCGCCAACUCUGGUCCACGUGAAGACUCUACCCGUAUCGGUUCCGCUGGUACCGUCCGUCGUCAAGCCGUCGAUGUCUCCCCAAUGAGACGUGUCAAUCACGCCAUCUACUUGAUCACCCAAGGUGUCCGUGCUGCCUCUUUCCGUAACAUCAAGACCGUUGCUGAGUGUUUGUCAGACGAACUUAUCAACGCCAGCAAAAACUCGCCCAAUAGUUAUGCAAUCAAGCAAAAGGAUGCACUUGAACGUACCGCUAAAUCCCAUAGAUAA
Messenger RNA from Cavenderia fasciculata, 570 nucleotides. It is a transcript of the gene rps5, whose product is annotated as 40S ribosomal protein S5. Bases 1 to 570 code for a protein of 189 amino acids. The record is from RefSeq and is a predicted model, not a curated record. The transcript is spliced from 2 exons. Gene Ontology annotation, biological process: translation; ribosomal small subunit assembly. Gene Ontology annotation, molecular function: mRNA binding; structural constituent of ribosome; rRNA binding. Gene Ontology annotation, cellular component: ribosome; cytosolic small ribosomal subunit. NCBI's taxonomy places the organism in Eukaryota, Evosea, Eumycetozoa, Acytosteliales, Cavenderiaceae.